Molecule: messenger RNA, 1482 nt
Organism: Sitophilus oryzae (rice weevil)
Lineage: Eukaryota; Metazoa; Arthropoda; Insecta; Coleoptera; Curculionidae
Exons: 6
Coding region: 166-1251 (361 amino acids)
Source: RefSeq, a predicted model, not a curated record
CCGCCGCCGAAGAAGUGCUUUCCGCGUUCUGGUGACCGUAAGAAGCCCCGCCGCUAUUGCAUCUUGUCCUUGAAGACGUCGUAGGUGAGACCUUGCCGAUAGAGAAGAGUUGCAUCUCAAGAGGAUUAGAUUUACACCACCAGAUCCAUCCUGAAGAACGUCAAUAUGAAGAUUUUCUUGCCAUUUCUCAUGUUUUUAGUGUACGUAACAAUAGUGUCUGGUUUUGGUAACACUGAAGAUAGGUUCAUAAAGAAAUAUGCAAUGAUGAAGAUAUACGAAAGUUGCUUUGGGCCAGACGUAGUUCGCCAAAUCCGACAGGAAAUGAAAGUAGCCUGCGCAAAAUGCGCGUCCUACGAACUUCCUGUUACUACCCCGGCACCUCCGCCAUCAUCAACCACAGAAGAACCGCACCAGAACGACGCUAGCAACGGACUUCCUGCAAGCCCUAAUGCAGCUUUUGCGCCUGGAACGUCGCCUAUCGAUGUAGAAAAAUUGCACCAGGCUAUUAUGGCUUAUAGACCGAGUAUACCCCAAUCCCCAUUACGUCCAGCAGCUUUUGGUCAAGGACCCUUAAACAACUUUUACAGCCCUGUUGCUUAUGCAAACCCAGCCUUGCAAAAUGGAGGAUUGCCAUUUUUCUACCCUGGUUAUCAGCAAAUUCCAUUCUCUCCGUAUGGAGGAUAUCCCAUGGUUGGCCAACAAUACUACCCAGGAAAUAACAGAAUGUCUAGGGAUAUGGAUAUCAGAGGACAAAUAGAAGCAAUUACUUCAAGAAUGAGCGGCAAAGUUAAGAAUGUAACUUGUGUUAUGCAGGAGCUUGGAUAUUUGGACGAAAAUCUCGAACCCAACUUUAAUAAAAUCAGCGAAAGAAUUGGCAACCUCCCAGUUGAAGAUGAAUUGAAACGUGAUAUGCAAGAUGGAGUUUCGUUUUGCAGACAAUUCUCGCAAUGUGUUCCAGAAGUAAACAAAGAAAAAUCUCCCCUCUCCAGAGAAUUCAUCAGACCCAUGUUCUUCUUCAAGUGCUACAAACACAAAAAACUGGAAUCCUGUAUCAUGAAGGACGUCAGAGAAAAAUACGCUGGUGUCUCAGACGAUUUUGAAAAUGGCGAUGUCGACCUCAGGAGAACCGGCAGAAAAGGAAAGUCGGAAAACUUUGACGAAAAAGAAAACCACAUUGACGAAUUCGCCUCGUCCAUAUACGACUUCUUAUAUGCUAGUGACGCUGGGUUUGAUAUCGAUGGACUCUUCUAAAGUGAAAAACCUUAUUCUUGCCUCAAAUCGACUGCUUACACAAUUAACGUGUGUAAAAUACUAAUACUGUUAGGAUUUUAGGAUACAUACUAAUUAUUUAUUAUUUCUAUAAAAAGACGUGCUAUUUUUAUACUUAUUUUUUUGUAAAAAAGUUCUUGGAUUUUCGCAAUGGAAUAGUCCACAUAUUUUUUAUUCAAUCAAAGCUCGAAAGGACAUGUUUCAUUGUUAAAA